Molecule: messenger RNA, 556 nt
Organism: Lineus longissimus
Lineage: Eukaryota; Metazoa; Nemertea; Pilidiophora; Heteronemertea; Lineidae
Product: nuclear receptor 2C2-associated protein-like
Exons: 5
Coding region: 84-518 (144 amino acids)
Source: RefSeq, a predicted model, not a curated record
GUUUAUUUGACCACAUCGUCUGUCGUUUGCUGCCGGUUCGAAGUGGCCCUUAACAAAGUCUUCCGACUGGUGUUACAUCAACUAUGACAACGAUGUCAGCCUCCAUAAAAGAAAAAAUUUCGUCAACGAGGGUAAGUUCUGUCCUCAACCGAGAUGUGAAGCAGUUUGGCAAGAAAUAUCUGUUUGAUGGUGAUGAUGAGACAUGCUGGAACUCAGACCAGGGCUCACCUCAAUGGAUCCAAGUUGAAUUCAAAGUUCCUGUCAUAAUUCAGGAGUUGCAUCUUCAAUUUCAAGGAGGUUUUGCUGGUAAAGAUUGUAUAAUCGAAGGUGCUCAAUCUGGUGAAGAAUUGACGAAAUUGGCCGAUUUCUACCCCGAGGAUGUGAAUAAGACUCAAAUAUUUUCAGUGGAGAAGGAAACGUCUGUAUCUUUACUUAGGAUAACAUUUAAUAAUAGUACAGACUUUUUUGGUCGGAUAACAGUCUACAAGUUGGAUAUUGUUGGGUCCUCGACAAGCUGACCGAAUUAUUUUAUUCCUUGUAAAUUCCUCUGCAUAGU